This is a messenger RNA of Lolium perenne, 2649 nucleotides long. Its product is annotated as CSC1-like protein ERD4. Gene Ontology annotation, molecular function: calcium-activated cation channel activity. Lineage: Eukaryota; Viridiplantae; Streptophyta; Magnoliopsida; Poales; Poaceae. The record is from RefSeq and is a predicted model, not a curated record. Gene Ontology annotation, cellular component: plasma membrane.
CGCCAGCCAUACCACAGCAAAGCAUCCAAUGCUCCCUUCGCCCGCCCAUUCACUGCCCUAAUAAUGCCCUCCCUCCACCACUAAACCCCCUCCUCCCUCUCAUAAUCCUCCCGGACCUCUGCCCGGAGCACCGGCGGCGGCGGCGGCGGCGAGAUGGACAUCGCGUCGUUCGUGACGUCGCUCCUGACGUCCUUCCUCAUCUUCGUGGUGCUGGUCCUGGUCUUCACCUGGCUGUCGCGCCGCCCCGGGAACGCGCCCGUCUACUACCCCAACGUCCUGCUGCGCGGGCUCGACCCCUGGGAGGGCCGCGGCCGGGGCACGCGCAGCCCCGUCGGCUGGAUCCAGCAGGCCUUCAGGGCCUCCGAGGCCGACGUCGUCCACGCUGGCGGAGUCGACGCCGCCGUCUACCUCGUCUUCCUCUCCUCAGUGUUGGCAAUCCUAGUCUUCUCCGGAAUUCUGUUGCUUCCAGUUCUGUUACCAGUUGCUGCAACCAGUCAUGCCCUGGAGGCUUCUGCUGGCUCAAAUGCCUCGGCCGCACAUAACUUCACGGUUAUUGAAAGGCUGGCACUGGGCAAUGUUGAAGAGGGAAGUUUCAGGCUGUGGGCAUUUAUAGGGUCAGUAUACUGGCUCUCUUUUGUCACCUAUUUCGUAUUAUGGAAAUCCUACAAGCAUGUUUCGAACCUGAGAGCAGCUGCAAGAUCAACAUCAGAUGUUAAACCAGAGGAGUUUACCGUGUUGGUGAGAGAUGUUCCUAUACCGCCUCCUGAUCAAAGUAUAAAGGACUCGGUGGACUCCUAUUUCCGAGCACUUCAUCCUGAUACAUUCUACAAGGCAAUGGUCGUGACAGACAUCAAGAAGGCAGAUAAAAUUUUCCAAGAGAUUGAAGGUCACAAACAGAAAAUUGCUCAUGCUGAAGCUGUCUAUGCUGAGUCAAAGACAGCAAACAAACCUGAGGGCACCAAGCCUACUCAUAAGACUGGAUUCCUUGGCCUUAUCGGUAAAAAGGUUGACACUAUUGAGUAUUGUAAUGAGAAAAUCAAGGAAUUGCUGCCCAAGCUGGAGGAAGAACAAAAGAACACCCUUAGUGAGAAGCAACAACGGGCUGCCAUUGUCGUCUUCAACAGCAGAGCUGCUGCAGCCUCGGCAUCUCAGACUCUCCAUGCACAAAUGUUUGAUAAAUGGACAGUUACAGAAGCUCCUGAACCACGUGAGAUAAUAUGGUCCAAUCUUCCAAUGAAAAUGUAUGACAGGAACACCAGGCGGAGUGUGAUCUAUUUCAUUGUCUUCCUCACGGUGUUUUUCUACCUUAUUCCUAUUAGUGCUAUCUCUGCUAUUACGACGCUGGAAAAAUUGAGGCAGAAGCUGCCCUUUCUGAAGGUUGUUGUGGACCAACCGACAGUUAAAACAGUCUUACAAGCUUACCUGCCACAGCUUGCACUUAUUGUUUUUCUUGCUUUGCUGCCUGCUCUUCUUCUGUUUGUCUCGAAGUCCGAGGGGAUCCCUUCACAGAGCCACGUAGUCAGGGCAGCAUCAGGAAAAUAUUUCUACUUCAUCGUCUUCAAUGUCUUCCUUGGCAUUACAAUUAGCUCCACGUUGUUCAGCGCCUUGAGAACCAUUAUCGAUAACCCUAAAGGGGUAAUUGAUAUGCUAGGCAGCAGCCUUCCUGGAAGUGCAACUUUCUUCCUCACCUUCGUUGCACUGAAAUUCUUUGUUGGUUACGGGCUCGAGCUCUCUCGCUUGGUACCCCUCAUCAUUUUCCACCUAAAAAAGAAGUACCUAUGCAAGACUGAGGAUGAGGUGAGAGCAGCAUGGACUCCAGGAGACUUGGGGUAUAACACCAGGGUUCCAAGUGACAUGCUGAUUGUGACAAUUGUGCUGUGCUACUCCGUCAUUGCACCUUUGAUUAUUCCAUUUGGUGUUGCUUACUUUGCUCUUGGAUGGCUUAUAGCGAAAAACCAGGUUUUGAGAGUUUAUGUUCCUAGUUACGAGAGCAAUGGGCGAAUGUGGCCACACAUGCACACGAGGAUCAUUGCGGCUCUGAUGAUUUACCAGGCUACCAUGAUUGGUGCCAUCAGCCUGAAAAAGUUUGUGUAUUCCUCUGUCCUUAUCCCGCUGAUUCCAAUAAGCUUAAUCUUUGCCUACACUUGCCAUACACGCUUCUAUCCCGCGUUUGCCAAAACCCCUCUUGAGGUGGCAAGGCAGGAGCUCAAAGAGACGCCGAACAUGGGUGCCAUCUACGCUGCGUACAUCCCUCCUUGCCUGAAGCCAGAGAAGCUUGAAGAUGUGGAAGUCUUUGAAGAUGCUCAGUCGCGAACCACCUCUAGAGCCCCGUCCUUCUAGUGAUUUGUGAAUGUCCUGGUGCGCUGGAUGGUCUUUCCACGUCGAACCCCCUUGAACCUGCUGUUUCCAGGAUAGGAAACUGAUGUCGUGUGCUGUACAUACACACGCUGUUGCCCCGAUAAGCAGUGGUGUGAAAGAUUUCUUCAUAUAUUUUAGGUAGUUGCCGUUGAUACUCCUGGGUGUUUACGUUUGUUGUGGACAGUAGACUAUUGACGUGUGGUUGUGCAAAAAUAUCAGAAUUCAGAUUGCUUGAUGCCUCUUAACUCUGUUGACAGUUUAUUCCGGUAGUGAUAUUAUUUGUUGCUGAAA